CCGUCCGUCCCGCCGCGCUCGGGCCCGGGGCAGCGGGACCGGGACCGGGCCGGGCCAUGGCCCCGCACCCGCCCAGCGCCGGGCAGUACCUGCGCUCCGACAGCGGCGGCUCCGACACGCCUAUGCUGGCCGAGGGUCCCGCUGCCGGGCCCGUUCCCGGUGACUGUCCCGGUCCCGGUGCCGGUCCGGACGGCGGCCCCGGUGCGGCGCGGGGGCAGCGGCGGCGGCGAUGCGGGCCGCUGUGGGGUAGCGUGGCCGUCAUGGCUAUCCUGGCGCUGCAGAUCGCCUCCACUACCGGCCUCUUCGUCUACUUCACCAUGGCCAUCUCCAAGCUGAAAUCCCAGGCUCUGGGCAAUGUGGAGGAGCUGCGGUGUCUGCAGGUGCUCAAUCAGCAGCCUGAGGGCUCCAGCCUGGAGAAGCUGAGCAGCAGCCAGGGCUGCCUCAAGCUGGCCAGCACCAUCAAAGCCUAUGUGGCCACGGUGACCGAGGACAUCAUCCGCAGGAGCAUGGUGAAGGAGGCCUGGCGGAGCUACUUCAACACCUCGGAGGGGCAACUUCCUCCCAAAAUAGCUGGGAAACCCUCAGCACAUCUCACCCUCCGCCCACAGAACCUGGCUCAGGAUGGACGCUCCCAGCGCUCCGGGAAUCUCUCCCAGUCGUGCCGCCACGCCAUCACGCACUGGGGGCACAGCAGCCUCCUCUCCCACGUGCAGAACAUGACGUACCGGGCCGGGCGGCUGCGCGUGGAGCAGCCAGGCAAGUACUACGUGUACUCACAGAUCUACUUCCGCUACCGUGGUGCCGGCCGCGACUCGGGCCCUCAGCUCGUGCAGUGCAUCCAGUGGCAGCCGGCCCACAGCCCGCCCGUGCUGCUGCUCAAGGGCGUGGGCACCAAGUGCUGGGCGCCCGAGGCUGACUACGGGCUCCACGCGCUCUACCAGGGGGGACUCUUUGAGCUCAAGGCUGGGGACGAGCUCUUCGUCUCCGUCUCCUCCUUGGCCAUCGACUCCAGUGACGCAGCAGCCAGUUACUUUGGGGCCUUUCGGCUCGACCUGUGACACCCCCUCCGCUCCCACCUGGCCCCUGGACAGCGGCCAAUGGCCCGGGGUGGCGCAGGGCUCUUAUGGCUGCCUUGUCCUUUGUGGUGAGGGAUGAGCCAAGAAGGGCACAGGGGUGGCUGCCCACAGGGCCCUGCUGUGCUCCGUGCCACCCUCCACGUGGGAGGCAGCUGUGAACCAGGAAGGGUCUCCGAGGGCCUACAGGGGACAUGCACGAGGAGGGACAUCCUAGCCCUGGUGGCACAGAACCUCCCAACGGCUCCCUGCAGCAGGAAAGGCACCAGGGCCACACCUGCCACUGCAAGACAGCGUGUCCCCAUGGCAGGGUGAAACCCAUGAGUCUGACCCCACCUUGAGCAGGGCUGUGGGUGCCAGGACCUGGGGCUGGAAGCACCCUGGGACACAGGGCUGGCACCCCUGGGGCACACGUUGUGGGGAUGGGUGCAGUGUCCGCCUCUGGAAGGGAAUGAAGGCGUUUCAGUUUGGGAGAUGAAAGCCUGGGACAACAGCACCGGUAGUUGCAGGGAGGGCAAAGGGCAGGACCGUGACACCGCAGCAGUCACCAGUCCUGGCACCACACCCAGCACGUGGCACUGGGGCACGUGGUGACUGAGCCAGGCUGCACAGGACCAGGAGCUCAGCAUGGCUGCUGACGCAGCACCUCUUCCCGUGUGGAUUUUGUCCCGCCCAGCCCUCAUGGACAGCACAGUCCCCACUUCCUCACACCUCCAGCCCUGGCAAUCCCUGCAGGAUUCCAGCUCUGGGAGAGCCCCAUGGUCACAGCAAGACCUUGGAGGGACCAAACCAGCCCUUGGGUGAUGUGAUGGAGCCACUCCAGAGGCCAAAGGUGGGUUCAGGCAGGGCAGAGCAGGGCCCAGCUGGCUCAGCCCAUGGACACUGGGUGGGCACAGCCCCCUUUUCCAACUCUCCCUGUACUCUCUGUAUCCUACUAAGCCUGGGGGGAUUUACACAGUGGCAGCCUGGGCUGCCACAGGCAUGGGGCUCCCAGGGAGGAUGGAAUAAAGCCUUGUACUCCAGCACAGGUCUGGCCCCUUUGAACCAGGGUGGGCCUGGACAGGGUGGGCCUGGAGCCAGGUGGAGCAGGGCUGGGCCACUGCCAGAGCCCAGCAAAGUCUCCUGCUCAUCCUGCACCCACAGCACCUCCAGGGGCUCUGCAGCUGCCAGCCCCCAUGGGCACCCAAGGUAGUCCCAAGGGGAUGUGUUCCUGCUUCUCAGCCCAGAGCCUUCAUUCCCAUUGGGCUCAGCUCCUGCAGAGACCCCAUGAGAUCUGAGCCCAUCCCAGCUCCUCCCCUGCACCCAUCAGCUCCCAGGGGGUCCCAGUGCUCCUCCUCUUUGAGUUUGGGAUUGCUAAGCCCAGCCCAGGACACAGCCAGUCCUGACUCUUGGCCCUCCACAUCCAGCCAGGGCUGGGGGCUGAGCCAGGCAGUUCCCACAUCACCCCCACCCCCAGCUGCUGGGCAUUCCCACUCUCCAGCCCCCAUCCCCUGCAGGCUCCCAAUCCAGGGGGGUUGGUACAACCCCCACAGGACACGGUGCCACCCUGGCACCUGCACACAAGCAGCUGGACCGGCCCCAAUGCAAGGGAAGAUUCCCCAGCUCAUCCAGAAUCUCCAAAAGCUCAUCCAAAGCCAGAGAGCACCAAGAGCCGCCUCCUGCAGCCUCCAGGGGGGUGACAGGGCUGAUCCCUCCAUGGCAGGGCUGCAGUCCCAUUUCCCCAGCAGGGCUGAAGCAGGGAGCUGGGGCUACAGGAAACGCAGCAGGUGGUUCCAAGAUUUCCUUUGAAAGGGAGUUGAACAUGGACAUGGCCCAACGGGGCCAGCAGAGGCUGUGGUUGCCAUGGAGGAAGCAGGGAAAGCAGUGAGUGGGGAGAGCCGGGCUCGGCACCAGCGGGCAAUGGCCCACCCUGCUUUCCUGGAAAGGAGAAGGCUCAUGGGUGGGUGGAUGGGAGAAGGAGAACUCCAGCAGCAUCAGGGCAAAGGGCAGCCUCACCCUGUCUGGGGAGAGCCCAGCCGGAAUUCCUCACUGAGAGGAACUGGCACAGGUUACCCCGAGAGCUUCAGCCCAUGUGGCCCCUCUGCCUCCUCCAUGGUCCUCCCUGUCCCAGUGCUUCCAGCAGAAGGGCUGGACACCCCCAGCCUGGCCAGGGCUGGGCUCCCACCUGGACAAGUGGAUUGGCCACCAGCAGGAGAACCCAGCAGCAUGAAAACCCAGCCUCCAUAAAAACUGCCUGAGGCACCUGUGCCAACAGUACCUGUCCCAGGAUGUGCUCCAGGAAAGAAAGAACCAAGUGUGGAAAGACCUGGAUGAGGACACACCACUUUUCUCUGACUAAGGAAACAAAAUCUGCUGUGCAAAUGGAGCAAAGUACUGAAGAUUUCUCAUACAACUUUUCUGUUGUUGUUAAAAUUGUUUAUUAGAAAUUACAACUCACUAUUUUAACGUG
Vidua macroura (Pin-tailed whydah) is the source of this 3522-nucleotide messenger RNA. RefSeq names its product tumor necrosis factor ligand superfamily member 10-like. Gene Ontology annotation, cellular component: membrane. Gene Ontology annotation, biological process: immune response. The record is from RefSeq and is a predicted model, not a curated record. Gene Ontology annotation, molecular function: tumor necrosis factor receptor binding. Lineage: Eukaryota; Metazoa; Chordata; Aves; Passeriformes; Viduidae. The transcript has 5 exons. The coding region runs from base 57 to 1058 and encodes 333 amino acids.